Letharia columbiana is the source of this 474-nucleotide messenger RNA. RefSeq lists its product as uncharacterized. Bases 1 to 474 code for a protein of 157 amino acids. Gene Ontology annotation, molecular function: sphinganine-1-phosphate aldolase activity. Gene Ontology annotation, cellular component: endoplasmic reticulum. Gene Ontology annotation, biological process: sphingolipid catabolic process. The record is from RefSeq and is a predicted model, not a curated record. NCBI's taxonomy places the organism in Eukaryota, Fungi, Ascomycota, Lecanoromycetes, Lecanorales, Parmeliaceae. The transcript has a single exon.
AUGUCUCAAGGCGAAAGCGGCUACAUCGAUAGUUGCCAUAAAAUAGUUGGCGCUGCUAAGAAAAUUGAAUCAACCAUCCGAGAGCAACCCUCUCUGCGGGACGAUCUCACUGUCAUGGGAAAGCCGCUCGUCAGCGUUGUCGCUUUCACGUCGAGAACUCUCAACGUGUACGAUCUUGCCGAUGCUAUGUCGAGUAAAGGAUGGCAUCUAAAUGCCUUACAAAGGCCACCAGCCAUUCAUGUUGCUGUAACAUUACCAGUUGUCGCUGCCGUGGACAAACUUAUCGGAGACCUCGUGGCAGUGGUAGAAGAGGAGAAGGAAAAGGAGAGGGUAAGAAUUGUGGAAGGCAAGGGAGCAAAGGGCGGAGCGAAAGGCGAUGCGGCGGCGUUGUACGGUGUCGCCGGGAGUCUCCCGAAUCCGAGUGUGGUCAACAGUCUGGCUGAGGGUUUCUUGGACACGCUGUAUAAAGCCUGA